Messenger RNA from Sebastes umbrosus (honeycomb rockfish), 1530 nucleotides. It is a transcript of the gene irag3a, whose product is annotated as inositol 1,4,5-triphosphate receptor associated 2. The transcript is spliced from 13 exons. Gene Ontology annotation, cellular component: endoplasmic reticulum membrane. The record is from RefSeq and is a predicted model, not a curated record. The coding region runs from base 181 to 1416 and encodes 411 amino acids. Lineage: Eukaryota; Metazoa; Chordata; Actinopteri; Perciformes; Sebastidae.
GAGAAAGGCCGAAGGAGAAAUGAACCAAACACGCACACUAAUUUAUGAGGAUAUAUUUAUGUUUCCAGCAACAAUGUAAAAUCUAGUGAUGACUGUGGAGAGGAUUUGAAUAAUUUAAUCUGGUUUUUACCUGAUGAGGACAUUUGGAUUAUUCUUGUGAAGACAGAAGUUGAUGUAGUGAUGACUGCUCAGCCUGAUGCAGAGACAAACGGCUACUGUCUGUCCCACAUGCUGGACAGUGAGGACAGUGACGAAGAAACCAGUCAAGAGGAGCCGUCAAUCACAAGCUGGAAUGAGCUGUCCAUCAUAGAGCGCGUUGGCCUCAACAGUGGGGAGAUGUCAGAGAAAGAUUUAGAGACGUCCUUCUCUCAGAUCGCCCUGGCCUUCCGCUGUGAUCAGUACACCCUGAAGCAGCGGCUGCAGGCGGAGGAGCACGCCCGCAACAUGGCCGAGGAGAACGUCCAGCUGGAGCUGACCAGAGGCAGGGAGACGCUGGAGACGCUGAAGGUCCUGUGUUUGGACAGUAUGCGCAGUCAGAUCCUGCAGAGGCUGGAGCUGUGUCUGGACAUCCUCGGUGGGACUGUGGAGCGAAUCUCCAACACGGCCGAGGUGCUUGGCGCUGUGCACCAGGAGGCUCGAGUGAGUCGUGCGGUCGAGCUCAUGGUGGCUCACGUGGAGAAUCUGAGGAGACGACACGACAGAAACUUGGCAGAGCUGGAGGAGGCCAAGAAGGCGAUCCAGCAGCAGAACUCCUGCAGGAACAGCAUCGACACCGGAGCGUCGCCAGAUCUAGAGGGAGGUGACGGCCGAAAGAGAAACUCUCUGCAGAAUUUACGUCGCAGAGUCAGUAUAUCCAUAAUUCCCACCCAAAUCCAGGAGAAGGUAAAGCGAGACUCGAGGAAACAAGCUCCUGAAAGGUCCUACAGCAAGGACUCCUUCCUCACAUGCUCGUCUCCCCCCCUGAACUCCGAGUCCAGCUGCUAUGCCGUCACCAAGGACGACAGCUGCUCAGUGGACGACAGGCCACCGGAUCCAGAUGAAACUCCGUCAGAAGGUCCAGCUCCUGCUGAGCUUCCUCCACCUCCCGUCCCCAACAACCCAGAGUGCCUCCCGUCGAAACAACCGGCCUCCAGGAAGUCACGCAACAGAAAUCCCCCUCUGGAUACUCUGCGACAGAGACACAAGGACAAAGCUACGUUAUCAAAGAAAAAAGCAGACAAGGAUAAAAAGAGUGUGAAUAGUUACCGACGGCUUUCUGGGAGCAUGUGUGGAUCUUUGUGGAGACGUCGUCCUCUGGCUCACUGGUUGUAUCGCUGCCGCUGGGCGCUCGCCUGCACGUACCUGUUUGUGCUUUUCAGUGUUGUAACAUUGACUUACUUCUUGUGGAAGCUUCACGAUGAAGAACCUGAGCCAUGAAUAUAAAGUCAUAGUAGGACUUUGUCUAAAGUCUGUGACUGUGAACAUCCGGCAUGUAGACCAGAUGAAACACCUGAAUAUAAAACACUUUAUUCAUGUAUUUUGACAUACUUU